Solanum verrucosum is the source of this 564-nucleotide messenger RNA. RefSeq names its product universal stress protein PHOS32. Bases 49 to 537 code for a protein of 162 amino acids. The record is from RefSeq and is a predicted model, not a curated record. The transcript has 4 exons. Lineage: Eukaryota; Viridiplantae; Streptophyta; Magnoliopsida; Solanales; Solanaceae.
AGAAAAAAAAUCAAAGAGAGAUUUUUUUUUUUUUUAUAUAUAAAAAAAAUGGGGAAAGCACGUAUAAUAGGAAUUGGAAUGGAUUAUUCAGCAACAAGCAAAAUAGCUCUAAAAUGGGCAAUUGAUAAUUUAAUUGAAGAAGGUGAUACAAUUAUUAUUAUUCAUGUUGUUUCUUCUAAAGUUGAACCAACUAGUAAACAACUCUUUGAAGAUACAGGAUCACCUUUGAUACCUUUGGAUGAAUUUAAACAGAUUAAUGUGUCUAAGUAUUAUGGAUUAAAUCCUGAUAAAGAGGUUAUUGAUAUGCUUGAGCCUGUUGCCAAACUCAAAAAGGUGACAGUGGUGUCAAAGGUGUAUUGGGGAGAUGCAAGAGAGAAACUUUGUGAUGCUGCUGAAAGUCUCAAACUUGAUUCACUUGUAAUUGGAGGCAGAGGCUUAGGAGUUCUUAAAAGGGUGUUACUUGGAAGUGUGAGUAACUAUGUGGUGCAAAAUGCAACAUGUCCUGUCACUGUUGUGAAAACCAGUCCUCAAAAGUGAAAAAAAAAAAGACACUAAAGUUUAUGU